AAUUGCGUUCUUUAUUACUCAGCCUGUUUCAUGUGGGGUUGACAUUGUUGUCAUAAUUCGGGGAACAUUCCUCUGUAUUUGUCAAUCCAAACUCCGAAUUGUAUUGAAUAUUAUCAACAAGCUCUCACAUAUUCAUCUUAGACUCAAAUCGACUGGUUACAAUCUUUCGUCUCUAGGGUAAUAGGCCCGUAGUCAAGGUGCGCAACUUUGCACCUGAAAAAUGUUCUAUUUACAAAACAAUAACAAACUAAUUUAGCUUUUGACGUCACCCACUUUUAAUCCUCGGUAGAACUCGAAUUGACGUGACGCUAUGGACGAGGAUCCAUUACUAGGAACAAUCGUAAGGAUUCCGCUAUCGGUAGUAGAUAAAGAAACACUGGGCACUAUUAAGAGCUGUCCGCUAUGGUUACACGUAUCCCCCGCAACAUACAAGGCCAGUAAUGAUCCCAAAUUCGUCAAUGUUUCCAUCACUGCUGUAUAUCAAGAAGGGUAUUUCCACACGACGAUAACGAAAGAUGUCAUCGGAAACAUUUUUCGGAAAUCAUCGGGGAUUGAAUCGGAGGAUUAUUAUUCCGUGAUUACGAGUUUAUUCCCUCUCGAUCUUGAAACUUUAAUUGAGGUGAAUCUGGAGGAGAGCUAUAAAGAACUCAGCUUGAGUGCUAAGCUAGUGGCUAGUUCUAGUGAUUAUGAUGAGAAUCAAGAUAUUUUAGAAUUAGGUGAUUCUGAUCCCAAUAAACAGGGAAUCACCAUCACAAUUAAACGAGAAGGGAAGUUGACGGUAACGGUAGGAUCAAUUGACCUACCAGGAAUUGAAUUUGACAAAUAUGACUACUUGCAGGAAGAGGGUGAUCUAUUCAACUGGUUGAGUUUAUACAAUCAUCAAAAUAAACUUUUACUUGACAAUCUACGAGAUUCGAAAGUCGAGGUGGAAACCUUGAAACAGGAGAAUUAUCUAUUGGAAAAAAAUAGCAGUAUCGCCAAGAAAGAUUUUGAUUACAUUAUCAAAGAUGUUGAACUGAGAUUUUAUCAAGUAUUGGAUAGCAAGAAGGAUAAGAUUUGGGAACUUACU
Spathaspora passalidarum NRRL Y-27907 is the source of this 1069-nucleotide messenger RNA. RefSeq lists its product as uncharacterized. The record is from RefSeq and is a predicted model, not a curated record. The transcript has a single exon. The annotation marks the transcript as partial. NCBI's taxonomy places the organism in Eukaryota, Fungi, Ascomycota, Pichiomycetes, Serinales, Debaryomycetaceae.